Messenger RNA from Neogale vison (American mink), 4294 nucleotides. RefSeq names its product mitochondrial elongation factor 1 (gene MIEF1). The record is from RefSeq and is a predicted model, not a curated record. The transcript is spliced from 5 exons. Gene Ontology annotation, biological process: mitochondrion organization; positive regulation of mitochondrial fission. Bases 93 to 1484 code for a protein of 463 amino acids. Lineage: Eukaryota; Metazoa; Chordata; Mammalia; Carnivora; Mustelidae. Gene Ontology annotation, cellular component: mitochondrial outer membrane.
GAAGGGGCCAUGUUGGUGGGUGACCCCGGGAGAGGUACCGGGCGAGAGGCGAAUUCCGAGGAGUGGUAGCGCGCGCAGUCCGCGGGUGCGCAAUGGCAGGCUCUGGUGAGCGCAAAGGCAAGAAGGAUGACAAUGGCAUUGGCACGGCCAUUGAUUUUGUGCUUUCCAAUGCCCGGCUGGUGCUGGGGGUGGGCGGAGCGGCCAUGCUGGGCAUCGCCACGUUGGCAGUUAAGCGGAUGUAUGAUCGGGCGAUCAGUGCCCCUACUAGCCCCACCCGCCUGAGCCAUUCAGGGAAAAGAAGCUGGGAAGAACCGAACUGGAUGGGCUCCCCCCGGUUGCUGAAUAGGGACAUGAAGACAGGCCUGAGCCGGUCCCUGCAGACCCUUCCCACAGACUCCUCGGUCUUUGACACGGAUACAUUCUGCCCACCCCGGCCCAAGCCAUUGGCCAGGAAGGGCCAGGUAGACUUGAAGAAGUCACGACUCCGCAUGUCCCUGCAGGAGAAACUUCUUACUUACUACCGGAACCGGGCAGCCAUCCCUGCUGGCGAGCAGGCUCGGGCCAAGCAAGCUGCUGUGGACAUAUGUGCCGAGCUGCGGAGCUUCCUGCGGGCCAAGUUGCCUGACAUGCCGCUUCGGGACAUGUACCUGAGUGGCAGCCUCUGUGAUGACCUGCAGGUGGUGACAGCAGACCACAUCCAGCUCAUUGUGCCCCUCGUGCUGGAGCAGAACCUGUGGUCGUGUAUACCCGGUGAGGACACCAUCAUGAACGUCCCCGGCUUCUACCUGGUCCGUCGUGAGAACCCGGAGUAUUUCCCUCGUGGUAGCAGUUACUGGGACCGCUGUGUCGUAGGCGGCUACCUCUCCCCAAAGACAGUGGCAGACACGUUUGAGAAGGUCGUGGCUGGCUCCAUCAACUGGCCAGCCAUAGGGUCCCUCUUGGACUAUGUGAUCCGACCAGCACCGCCCCCAGAAGCCCUGACUUUGGAAGUGCAGUAUGAGCGUGACAAGCAUCUUGUCAUUGACUUCCUGCCAUCAGUGACCCUUGGCGCCACUGUCUUGGUAGCCAGACCACACCGGCUGGCGCGGUACGACAACCUGUGGCGGCUGAGCCUGCGACCGGCAGAGACGGCACGUCUGCGGGCUUUGGACCAGGCUGACUCGGGCUGCCGAGCUCUGUGCCUCAAGAUCCUCAAGGCCAUAUGCAAGUCCACUCCUGCUCUAGGCCACCUCACUGCCAGCCAGCUCACCAACGUCAUCCUCCACUUGGCCCAGGAGGAGGCUGACUGGUCGCCAGAGAUGCUGGCCGACCGGUUCUUACAGGCCCUGAGGGGGCUUAUCAGCUACCUGGAGGCCGGAGUCCUGCCCAGUGCCCUAAACCCCAAGGUGAACUUAUUUGCAGAGCUCACUCCCGAAGAAAUAGAUGAGUUGGGAUAUACUCUCUACUGCUCGUUGUCUGAGCCGGAGGUGCUGCUGCAGACGUAAGGGCCGGUGAAGGCCAGAGUGGGUGUCAGGUGUCAGACCCUGGCUUCUCCGUUAGAAACAUGUGGCUGCAGAGUUGGUGCCUCACAGGGUCCCUAGGUGCCUGCUAUUUUGCUGGUCAUCGCCCGGUCACUUCAUGCUGAUCAGAAUGCCAUCUCCUUGUCUCCUGUUUUCUCACCGGACCCUUUCUAUUUUUGUUACCAAACACUGUGCUCCUACUCCUCCCCUCCCCCUUGCUCCAGGCUCAUUUAUCUGGAAUGAAUUGAGAAGGCAGAGCACUGGCCUGAGCUGGUGUCUAGCAUUGUGGCCCAGGUUUUCUGUCCCUGUCUGCCCUGCCCUUUGGCCUCUUUGUUUUCAGUGUCUUCUCUGUCUUAUCCUCUUGUUCACACCUUCUGUUUUGCUCUUUCCCCGGGAGCCUAUCUGCCUUGUCAAGAUGUUGCCUUUUCGUUGAAUGUCACGGAAGAGUUCUGAUGGCGCGUUCCAAGCUGAGCUCUGCAGACUGAGUGCUCAGACAGUAUUUAGAGUUUCUGGGGGUAAAGCUAGCGAAAGAGCUGGCCUUUGACCCAGGUUCCUGGAGACGCAGCCCGUUUCCUCCGCCUCCUGACCAGCUCCAAUUCCCGAGUGCUGAGAAGGUCUCAUGGGAACACAGUUACUGACUGGCACAGGAGUGAGGUCAAUAUAAAUGGGGUGCAAAGUUGCUGGGAGAUGGCGUUCUUCAGCGGCUAGUGUGCAGUGGGGGAGCUGGCUUAGUGCAGAGGGCCUAGGGAAGGGUGUGUGUGCGCCCCGUGUCUGUGCCUCACCCUGGGCUGGUCCAGAUCUGAGCUGCUGUGCGAGAAGCUGGGGGAAGACAAGGGGGGGAAGGGGCUGUCGGGACAGCACAGGUGCCAUGCACAAGUGCUGUUGGUCGGCCCCUUCCUUGCCUUAUUGCCGAUCAGAAUGAGGCCUUCGAGGACAUAGCCUUUGCAGUAGAGGUGGAAGAGAGGUUGACAGGCGGCAAACACCUGCAGAAAAAUCCAGUCACCAAUGGAAGCGUGGCCACCCUGUUUCUUCCCCUAGAGGCCCUGCCUUUCCAGGACGUUGCCUUAGCGCAGGAACAGGCCCACAGCCAGCCCUUCAUUCCCCACUGUCUGCCAUGGAACACGAGGGGACGUUGGCUGAACUCUCCAGGCACCGCCAGAGGCCAGAGGGCAAGCAGACAUGCGCUGACCUCUUUCCCAUCCUGUCUCACCCCGCACCUGGGGGACUGGUGCUACCCAGGAAGAGCGUGCGUGGAUGAGACACACAGGAGAGGGAGGCGGGGCUUCCUGCGCUCCCUCUGGUUUUCGCUGCUAAAACCCGCGCUUCGCUUCGCGACAUCACAAGUAUCCUGAGGGUGGGGAGGAGGGUCUCACGUGGUCAGUGCAGCUUCUUGUUUUGUGCUUUCUUCCUGUUCUGGUAAGAAGCCAAUAAUAAUUCUGUUUCUGAUCUGCCUAUCCAGUAUUUUGUUCUCCCAUCAAGUUUUAUUUUUCUCUCUUCUUACUACCUCUCCAUCAGUGAGAUUCCAGUGACGCUCUGUGCAGCUGUCUGAUUCCUUCCCAGUGACAGCAGCAUGAACUGACUCUAAAUAGCACUGAAACCUCAGCUACCUUUCGGAUUUAGGGUAGAGAUUCCUGUCCCCUUUUGUCAUCAAUUAGGAGGUUGUGAACUAGGGUUAACGUUAGCUACGUUUGGAAAAUUUUCCUGUUUCUCUCUUAGAUCUGCAGCGGUUCCUUAAAGUGGCUCAGUUGCCAUUUGUAUGAAGCUAUUCAGAGAGAAUGAAAAAUACAAAUCCCAGAACCUUGAGAGUGAUUCUCCAUCCUGGCUGUUCAUCAGAAUCAAGUUAGAGUUUAAAGAAAAUCUCUUGUGCCUGACUGUUACCCUAGGUGACUGGCAGAGAGGGUAUAGGGGAGGACCUGGCAUCGAUGGCUCCUGUGUACCCGUCUGGUAUCCAUUAGAGGGAAGGGAGAGGGGAGGUUUCAAAAGCACAGGUUAGUCUUCACUGAGAUAAAGGAUUUGGUUUUCCUAAUGUAUUAUAGGACCCAGUUUUCCCAAGCUGACAUCUCUGACCAAAUUCCAUAUAAAAUACUGGAAGGAGAGCUGAAAAAAAAUGGUUUUAAAGACAAAGUUCCCAGUUAUCAAAGCCAAGUGUAAUGGUGAUUUGGUUUUAUCUCCUUUCUUAAAGAGCAUCUUUCUAAAGGCAUCUCUGUCUCUUAACUAUGUUUCACAAAACCAAAAACUGUAACUUUCCCAUUUCACAAGCAAGAACCACCCAGAAGUCCUCCGAACUAGAAGCAGUGGGAGUUCUUGGCCCUGGUCCUGGUGGGUUUGCUGACUGAGGCUGGGCCAGCCCUGCGGCACAUGGGAGGUAGUGCCGUGCUUGGAGACUUGGAUGGAAGAGGACAGCAUUCCGACCUACCCCCCACCCCUCACCCCGCUCUGCCCCACUCUGUCCAGUUUUUUAAUCUUUGGGGAAAGAUUUUGUGCCUUUCCCUGCCAUUCUGCCUUUCUAUUCAGUAACUCCUACCUUUGCCUGAAGUAAUGGCAUCUGCUCCUACUUCUCCACCUGGACAUUUUUUUUUUUUUUUGCACUGUCUGGGUUAGCAAACCAUGAGUUAGCCUAAUGCUUAAAAAAUACACUCAUUGUCUUGAAAGCCUAAUCAAUUCUGAAGUAUAUUUUGGUUUUUUCUCUGUUGUCCCUUCCUAAAAAAAAUGAGUUCAGGAUAACCGUAUUUUAUAUGCUUGGUUGUGACUUUUUUCCCCCUCAAAUAAAUAAUCAAAAACUAAUGUCUGGAAAA